GUGUACAUUCAAAUUAAGACUUCUAUACACAAUAUCUCUAAACAUGUACAAAGUGUUGAUUUUGUCCUUUGCACUUAUCGCAUGUGCCUCAGCACGUCCUGGUUUCGUUGCUGACUCAGCUAUCGUCGAAACUGAAGCUGUAGUCGCUAAAGUGGGCGAAGUUGUUCACAGUGUACCAAGUGCUGUGUCCCAUCAAAGUCAAACAGUUGUACAUGGUCAGACACAUGUUGUCAGCGAUAUUGUUGCACCUGCCGUCGCUGAAGUGAGAACAAUUGCUGCCGCUCCUGCCCCAGUAGUUGCAUCGCUGCCAGUUGCUACCGCUGCUAUUUUGUCACCAAGUGAAAUCUCUUAUCAUGGUGCACCAUUGUUGAAGAGCAUUGCUGCUGCAUCUGCCUUAGCAACACCAUUAGUGCAAACUUAUGCUGCACCAGUUGCAUACGUUCACUAAGGGCUUGAUAAAAUAGCUUGAGUUAAUA
Messenger RNA from Teleopsis dalmanni, 476 nucleotides. RefSeq names its product cuticle protein 19.8-like. The transcript has 2 exons. The coding region runs from base 44 to 448 and encodes 134 amino acids. The record is from RefSeq and is a predicted model, not a curated record. NCBI's taxonomy places the organism in Eukaryota, Metazoa, Arthropoda, Insecta, Diptera, Diopsidae.